Molecule: messenger RNA, 984 nt
Organism: Colletotrichum siamense
Lineage: Eukaryota; Fungi; Ascomycota; Sordariomycetes; Glomerellales; Glomerellaceae
Gene: Nitrilase
Product: Nitrilase
Exons: 2
Coding region: 1-984 (327 amino acids)
Molecular function (GO): hydrolase activity, acting on carbon-nitrogen (but not peptide) bonds, in linear amides
Source: RefSeq, a predicted model, not a curated record
AUGGCGAGCAAGGCCAAGAUUGCCCUCAUACAGAUGCAUCCGAAGGUCGGGAAUCCCCAGAAUCACCUUGAAGCGGCUAGCUUAUCCUCGACGGCAUUGGUCGCCGUCUUCUCAUACCCCGCCCCUCGCGCUGUCUCGCCAGAAGACAACUUUCGCAAAGCAGAGUCCUACAUACGCAACGCCGCCUCGCAGGGUUGCGCGCUCGCCGUACUGCCCGAGUACCAUCUCACGUCGUGGGCGCCGGAUCAUCCCGACUUCGUGCUGAGCUGCGAGCAGUCUGGUUCCUACCUUGGGAGUUAUCAGGCUCUAGCCAAGGAACUGAGCAUUUCCAUUGUUCCUGGCACCAUAGUGGAGCCGGAAGGUGAGGGAGACGACCUAGACUUGAUCAACGCCGCGUACUUCAUCGGACCAGACGGCGCCAUCCUCGGACGCUAUGAGAAAAAGAACCUAUGGCACAAUGAGCGGCCACAUCUGACCAAGGGUCCUCAACCACAUGGGGCGUUUGAUACGCCGCUUGGCCGGGCCGGACUGCUCGUCUGUUGGGAUCUGGCAUUCCCCGAGGCGUUCCGGGAGCUGAUUCGUGACGGUGCGAGGAUCAUCGUCUGUCCCGCGUUCUGGAUGGCGGACGAGUACAAGCGCGGUGGCUCCGGCGAAGUGGUGAACCGUGAUUCGGAGAAGGUGUUCCUAGAGAACGUGCUUGUGGCGAGGGCGUUUGAAAACACAGCGGCAGUGGUGCUUGUCAAUGCUGGCGGGCCGGAGGGCGGGGUUGAGAGGAGGUGGGAUGGGUCGCAGUUGAGGUAUUGCGGUGUCAGCCAGGUCGCGAUGCCUCUCAUCGGAUCCAUCGGGAAGUUGGGCGCAGAGGAGGCAGUGAGCAUUGUCGAAGUUGACCUGGGCUUGCUGGACGUUGCUGAGGGGGCUUACAAGGUGAGAGAGGACAUGCAGAAGGAAGGCUGGCAUUACGGGUACUCAAUCACCAAGGAGUGA